Molecule: messenger RNA, 822 nt
Organism: Myripristis murdjan (pinecone soldierfish)
Lineage: Eukaryota; Metazoa; Chordata; Actinopteri; Holocentriformes; Holocentridae
Gene: pvalb8
Product: parvalbumin 8
Exons: 5
Coding region: 227-556 (109 amino acids)
Cellular component (GO): cytoplasm
Molecular function (GO): calcium ion binding
Source: RefSeq, a predicted model, not a curated record
UCUCUCUGCCCCUGGGCGUUAUAAAUAGUAAAGGUUAAUUAGUUAGCUGAGAAAUUGGAUCAGGGGCGGGCAGUUAGAAUUUGAUCCAUAGACAGGUAACUCAAGCAAACCCCAUUGUCACUGCAAUCAGACCUAUAUAAAUUCGCCUUGACGGACACCAGUCACCACAUUUUCUUUACCUCUCUGCUGGAUCACCGACCGGGCGAGAACCUCAACGCGGAUUAAAAUGUCGCUCUCAUCUAUCCUUUCUGCUGAUGCCAUCGACAGUGCUAUCAAGGACUGCCAAGCACCGGACUCCUUCUGCCCAAAGAAGUUUUUCCAGCUGUGUGGUCUAACCAAGAAGAGUCCCCAGGACGUGAAGAGGGUCUUUGGGAUCCUAGACAACGAUGGCAGCGGCUUCAUCGAGGAGGAAGAGCUCAAGUUCUUCCUCCAGAGGUUUUGUCCUGGCGCUCGGGUUCUCACGGACACAGAGACCAAGGCCUUCCUCUGCGCCGCUGAUGAUGACAGUGAUGGCAGGAUUGGAGCAGAUGAGUUCCAGGCCAUGGUCUUGUCCUAAACAACGGGACUAAACAUCUCUCCACCUCUGUCCGCUCCUCCAUUUCACCGCUACAAGGACUCUAGUAGUUUAGUCGGUCAUCUUUCCAUCUGGUUUGAUAAAACCUUUUGAUUCUUUUUAUUUUGCAAGACUUGCUACGGUCUACAGACAUCCACAUUCUCCAACAUGUUUUUAGUUUGCUUUUUCAUAUGUUUUAGACAGAUCAUAAUGCCCAAAUAAAUGUACCAUUUACCAAAUUACUGAGAAAAUAAAUGAAUAAAACCCAA